Molecule: messenger RNA, 543 nt
Organism: Drosophila santomea
Lineage: Eukaryota; Metazoa; Arthropoda; Insecta; Diptera; Drosophilidae
Exons: 1
Coding region: 80-424 (114 amino acids)
Source: RefSeq, a predicted model, not a curated record
UGCAAAUGCAUUUCAAACUCGUCCCCUGACUGGCUUCAAUCAACUUCGGGCUCAGUUGCUCGCCAGCAUCAGGUUCACAAUGACCUCCGAUUCCACGCUGUACUUCAGUGCCGUCGAGGAUAUGUUCAAGGAAGUGUUAACAAUAGGGGACGACGAUCGGCACCAGCAUCCUGGGAACGAGGAGUUCUCCGAAACCCCUAAACGAUGUGUGCAUUUGCGCCAACAAAAGUUGUUCGCCAACGACUCCGCGAGUUUUGUGAUAGGUCGCCGGGCGCCGAGGACUGAUUCUAAAAUCGAUCUCAAAGGAGAUAUGUCUCCUGGAAGGCGAAGGGAACUGCGCGGCGAGGAAGUCCUCCGCAUGCGCAAGGAUCGGGCGGAGAAGGAGCGGAUGAGGCCCCAAAGACGACUUACCAUGCGGAUUUGAUACUUCCUUUUAACCACCGAGUUCGUUGAGCUACCCAAUCGAAGUGCUUCCCCGUUGUAUGCUUUACUUUAGGAUUUAUUAUUAAGCUCACCUAAGUAUGCCAUAUUUUGCGUGCCAAU